AUGUUGCUGCUGAUACAGAUGCUGCUUCCGCUCGUGAUGUAUGAAGUACAUAGCAUGAAGUGCACGGGCCUGAUAACAAAGUUCUACCAGCACAUCCUCGCCUUUGUGUUUGCCAUCCAUGAGAUCAACAAGAACCCCAAUAUCUUGCCCAAUGUCACACUUGGGUUCCACAUCCAUGACUCCUACAUAUAUCUGAAAUGGACUUACAGGACCACCCUGGACCUCCUCUUCACAUCACUUGAACUUGUCCCAAACUACAAGUGUGGCACCCAGAAAAAAAUGAUCGGUGUCAUUGGGGGAUAUAGUUCUGAAACCUCAACAGACAUGGCAACUCUCUUAAGUUGCUACAAGAUCCCACAGUUUUCAUUUGGCUCAUUUGAAUCAGCAGUGGAUAACCCAACCAGUCUCCCUCACUUUUACCGCACAGUCCCACAGGAAGCCCUUCAGUACGAGGGAAUUGUCCAGCUAUUUCUGCAUUUCGGCUGGAAAUGGGUUGGGCUCUUCACUAUGGAUAAUGAAAGAAUUGCAUUCAACAACAGUGCCGGAGAUGAAGUGACCUUUAAUGAACAUGGAGAAUUGAAAGGUGGAUUUGAUAUUACCAAUAUGGUCACUUUUCCAAAUGAGUCCUAUGUCAGAGUCAAGAUGGGGAGGCUGGAUCCUCAGGUUCCACUUAGUAAAAGAGUUACCAUCGACGAGGACAGAAUUCAGUGGAACAGACACCUCACACAGCUGCCUCCCUUAUCUGUAUGUAAUGACAACUGCAAGCCUGGUUUCAGCAAGAAAAAGAAGGAAGGGGAGCCAUUCUGCUGCUACGAUUGUGAUCCGUGUCCAGAAGGGAAAAUAUCAGACAAAGAAGACAUGGAUUCCUGCAUGACUUGCUCUGACAGUCAUUAUCCAAACCUGGGACAAGUCCAAUGUAUUCCCAAGAUUCCAAAUUUCCUUUCCUUUGCAGAACCCUUGAGCAUAAUUUUAGCCUUUUUGGCUCUCUCCUUUUCUCUGAUCACAGCCCUGGUGCUCGCAAUCUUUGUCAAGUACAAGGACACCCCCAUCGUUAAAGCCAACAACCGGAGCCUCACCUAUUGUCUACUCAUCUCUCUCUUCCUCUGCUUCCUCUGCUCCUUGCUCUUCAUUGGAAGGCCCAACAAGGUGACCUGCCUCCUCCGACAAACGACGUUUGGCAUAAUCUUCUCAGUCGCUGUUUCUUCUGUCCUGGCAAAAACUGUCACGGUCGUGGUGGCAUUUAUGGCGUCUAAACCAGGAAACGUUUUUCGAAAGUGGGUGGGGAAACAAUUGGCAUGGUCUAUUGUUAUCUUUUGCUUCUUUGUUCAAAUUGGCAUUUGUGCUGUUUGGCUAGGAUCUUCUGCUCCAUUUCCAGAUGUGGACAUGCAUUCACUGCAUAGAGAAAUCAUAGUGCAAUGCAAUGAAGGGUCAGCCACCAUAUUUUACUGUGUCUUGGCCUUCAUGGGAAUUCUGGCCUCCGUCAGCUUUAUUGUGGCUUUCCUGGCUAGAAAGUUGCCUGACAGUUUCAACGAAGCCAAGUUCAUCACCUUCAGCAUGUUGGUCUUCUGCAGUGUUUGGCUGUCCUUCGUUCCCACCUACCUGAGCACUCAAGGAAAAGCCACAGUGGCCGUGGAGAUCUUCUCCAUCUUCGCUUCCAGUGCUGGCUUACUAGGCUGCAUCUUUUUCCCCAAAUGCUAUGUCAUCAUUCUGAGGCCUGAGUUGAACAGAAGGGAGCAAUUGAUCAGGAAAAACCAUUGA
Molecule: messenger RNA, 1758 nt
Organism: Euleptes europaea (tarantolino)
Lineage: Eukaryota; Metazoa; Chordata; Lepidosauria; Squamata; Sphaerodactylidae
Product: vomeronasal type-2 receptor 26-like
Exons: 6
Coding region: 1-1758 (585 amino acids)
Biological process (GO): G protein-coupled receptor signaling pathway
Cellular component (GO): membrane
Molecular function (GO): G protein-coupled receptor activity
Source: RefSeq, a predicted model, not a curated record